AUGAAGCCAUCCACCUUCCUCCUUGCCAGUCUCCUCGCGAGAGCGGGAGCAUCAAGCAGCCUCCGAAAAAAGUGGCUGAACGGGGAUUCCGCCACCGGGACGACUGAUCCUGACGUGACCAGUGAUUGUGAAUACUGGGCGAACGACAUAUCCUCUUCCGACACUUGUGCGGGCCUUGAGGCCUACUUUGAUGUGACAUUCGCAGAGUUAAAAGCAUGGAACCCUUCGCUUCUUGAGAGUUACUGCGUGUUGAUUGAAGGUUGGAGUUACUGUGUUGCGGGCCCCGCGGUGACAACCACCGCUGCCGCGACUGGAUCUACUGCCACCGACACAAGCAUACAAAAGAUAACUUUCACUGAAGUGGGUGAUUUAACAAAUAGCACGACGGCUGUUGCGACAAUCACGGCCACGGCUACGACCACAGUCGCGAGUGCAUCACCGACUACUCCCACCUACUCGGGAGGCAUACCUUCACCGACUCAAAGCGGAUUGAUCCCAACCUGUGAUGUGUACUACUAUGUCCAGAGUGGGAACACUUGCUACAGCAUCCAGGAUAUUUAUGGGAACUUCACCCUGACUGAAUUCUACACUUGGAACCCUUCGAUCACCACCGGCUGCUCAGGGCUCCAGCCAGGCUACUAUGUCUGUAUUGGCGUGGCUGGAGCUUCCGCUUCUACAACUACCUCUUCUUCGCCCUACGAGCCCCAGCAGACCGGCAUCACAGCAAACUGUGAUGCAUACUAUCUCGUGGCCGCGGGCGAUGAUUGCUCCGCCAUCCUCUCUGAAUAUGAUAUUACUAUGGCUGAGUUUUAUGCUUGGAAUCCCGCUGUAGGAUCCAACUGCAAUACCAUGCAGGCUGGUUACUAUGUCUGUGUUGGUGUUUCAGCUACAGGUCCCUCGCCGACACAAUCAGGGAUCACCGCCGACUGCGUAACAUACUACCAAGCAGUAUCAGGCGACAGCUGCUGGUCCAUUGUGACACAGAAAUAUCCCUAUCUGAACGAGACUGAGUUCAUAGACUGGAAUCCGGCCGUUGGAUCGGACUGCUCUGGCCUCUGGGUUGGUUAUUACUACUGUGUGGCCACUACAACCGCCCGGCCCAUGCCAGGCAUCAUUAGCACCUGCACUUCGUACUAUCUUGUCCAGAGUGGGGACAGUUGCUGGUCUAUUGAGCAGGCAUAUUCCAUUUCGGCGGCUAACUUUAGCACCUGGAAUCCGGACGUAGGGACCAGUUGUGCAUCGCUGUGGGAGGGCUAUUAUGUUUGUGUGGGUGUUUGA
Molecule: messenger RNA, 1278 nt
Organism: Aspergillus thermomutatus
Lineage: Eukaryota; Fungi; Ascomycota; Eurotiomycetes; Eurotiales; Aspergillaceae
Product: putative LysM domain protein
Exons: 5
Coding region: 1-1278 (425 amino acids)
Source: RefSeq, a predicted model, not a curated record